Bolinopsis microptera is the source of this 1499-nucleotide messenger RNA. RefSeq names its product arsenite methyltransferase-like. Gene Ontology annotation, biological process: toxin metabolic process; arsonoacetate metabolic process. Gene Ontology annotation, molecular function: arsenite methyltransferase activity. The transcript is spliced from 2 exons. Bases 13 to 1188 code for a protein of 391 amino acids. Gene Ontology annotation, cellular component: cytosol. The record is from RefSeq and is a predicted model, not a curated record. NCBI's taxonomy places the organism in Eukaryota, Metazoa, Ctenophora, Tentaculata, Lobata, Bolinopsidae.
UCAUGUCGUGAUAUGUGGAGCUCUGUAACGCGGAAUAUUUCUCGACGAUUGCUCGAUAAAUUCGUUAUCCGCUCUGCACUGACAACAAUGGCGGAUUCAACUGAAGUACUGAAUAACGUAAAAGACUACUAUGGUAAAGUCCUGCAAUCAACCGCGGAUCUGAAGACCCAAGCCUGCGUCACCCCUGGCAAAGCACUGAACAAGCAAGUUAAGAGCGCCAUGUCGGAGGUUCACGAGGAAGUUACAGCACGAUACUACGGCUGCGGACUGAUCAUACCGCCGGGAGUGCAGGGAGCGCGCGUAUUGGACCUGGGGUCGGGGAGCGGGAGGGACUGUUACGCGCUGAGUAGGCUGGUCGGGAAGAGUGGGGAGGUGGUGGGUGUGGACAUGACAUCUGAACAGAUAGAUGUUGCUAACCAGUACAUCCAAUACCACACUGACAAAUUCGGGUAUGAUAAACCCAAUGUUAGCUUUGUCCAGGGCUACAUUGAGAAGCUAGUGGAGGCGGGACUGCAGCCAAAUUGUUUUGAUAUCAUAGUUUCCAACUGUGUGGUUAACUUGUCUCCUGAUAAGAAAGCUGUGUUAUCUGAAGGGUUUAAAGUUUUAAAACCUGGGGGUGAACUCUACUUCUCCGACGUGUACUCUGACACUGAGUUAUCUGAUGAGAUAAGAAAAGAUAACGUGCUGUGGGGUGAGUGUAUUUCUGGUGCACUUCACUGGAAGACCUUGCAUUCCUUAGCUAAAGAAGUAGGUUUCACUAAACCCCACCUAGUUUCCUGCUCUCCCAUCGAUAUAGACAGAGAAGAUUUCAACAAGGUUCUAGGAGGAGCCAAGUUCUGCAGCGCCACGUACCGUCUCUUCAAACUACCAGAAAACCACCAGAAGUACAGUGGAGGUCAGGUGAUCUACAACGGGGAGAUUCCAGGUCACGAGGACACAUUCCAGCUGGACCAUAAAACUGAGCUGCCAGCUGGGGACCCUGUAUGUUUAUCAGCAGAGCUGGUCACGGUUCUGAGGAAUUCCAGACUUGCGGAGGAGUUUGAGUUUGAUCCGACGGCUCAGGAGGUGUGUUGUUUGAAGGUGGCUGAGGGUGAGGACCCGUUUAGUGUUAUUCAGGAUAAGGAACAGAGAGGAGAGAAAAUAGAGAGUGCUUGUUGUGGUCCUUCGAACAAAUCUGGGUGCUGUUAAUGGGUAAAUGAGAGUUAAUUAAUUGGUUUACCAGCCUGGAUGCUGUGUAUACUUUAUAGGUUAUAUUUUGAAAGGGAUAUAUUUAUUUAUAUUUUAUAUGUACAUAAAGGUUGGGUUUUUUUUGUUAUUUGCCGAAUCGUUUAGGGUAUUUAUAGAUGGCCCUGGACUAAUGCUAUAGUCUGUUAGUUUUACAAUCUGCAGUUUGCACGAAGGUGUUAUGUCUUUGAUAUAUUUUGAGUUGUUGUUGAGUGUAAUUAAGCAUGUAGAUCUUUCUUUUAAAAGUUUUUUAAAAACUCUUUUAUAACACCCCA